Candidula unifasciata is the source of this 1425-nucleotide messenger RNA. The record is from the annotation of a GenBank genome assembly. NCBI's taxonomy places the organism in Eukaryota, Metazoa, Mollusca, Gastropoda, Stylommatophora, Geomitridae.
CGCCAUUAUCUGAGACUUUUAGGUGAGCGAUCACUGUGGACUGGACAGGAGACACUCCAAAAUGAUGACCCUGAAGUUUAUGAAAUUGUCAAGCAGGAAAAGUUCAGACAGUCAAAUGGCUUGGAGCUGAUUGCUUCAGAGAACUUUACCAGCAGAGCUGUCAUGGAGGCCGUGGGUUCGUGUCUAACCAACAAGUAUUCAGAGGGCUACCCCGGUGCUAGGUACUAUGGAGGAAAUGAAAUUAUUGACAAAAUGGAGCGCCUGUGUCAAAAACGUGCUUUAGAAGCCUUCAAAUUGGAUCCAGAGAAAUGGGGAGUGAAUGUACAACCUUACUCUGGUAGCCCUGCAAACUUUGCUGCCUACACAGCACUUUUGAAUCCUCAUGAUAGAGUAAUGGGACUUGACUUACCAGAUGGAGGACAUUUAACACAUGGAUUUAUGACUGACACCAAGAGAGUGUCAGCCACUUCUAUAUUCUUUGAAUCUAUGCCAUACAGACUAGAUCCAAAGACAGGUUACAUUGACUAUGACAAACUUCUGGAAACAGCCAGACUUUUCCGGCCAAAGCUUAUCAUAGCUGGCACAACAGCAUACUCUCGUCUGCUGGAUUACAAAUUUUUCAGACAGGUAUGUGACGAGGUUAAGGCCCAUAUGCUAGCAGACAUGGCCCACAUCUCUGGCCUUGUGGCCGCUGGUGUUAUUCCUACCCCUUUUGAGUAUGCUGAUGUUGUCACAUCUACAACACACAAGACCCUUCGCGGACCAAGAUCUGGCAUAAUAUUCUAUCGCAAAGGAGUCAAGUCAGUUGACAAGAAAACAGGAAACGAAAUUUUGUAUGACUAUGAAAAAACCAUCAACAACGCUGUAUUCCCUGCCCUGCAAGGUGGUCCCCAUGAGCAUCAGGUGGCUGGAGUGGCUGUAGCUUUGCAGCAGGCUAUGACACCAGAAUUCAAAGUUUACCAAGAACAGGUGCUGAAAAAUGCCAAAGCCAUGUCAGACACACUUUUGAAGAAAGGAUACACUGUCGUUUCUGGUGGAACUGAGAAUCAUCUGGUACUGGUUGACCUGAGACCCAAGGGAAGCGAUGGAGCUCGUGUAGAGCGGGUUCUGGAGCUGUGUUACAUCACUGUCAACAAGAACACUUGUGCUGGGGACAAAAGUGCCAUGACACCUGGCGGUCUCCGCCUGGGUGCUCCAGCCUUGACAUCCAGAGGGUUCAAAGAAUCCGACUUUGAAAAAGUGGUGGAAUUAUUUGACAAAGGAGUCCAGAUUUCUCUGAGGGUUAAGCAAAAAACUAAAACACUGAAAGACUUCAAGGCACAUCUUCUAGAAGACGGUGACACACAACGUGAACUAUCCACAUUGAAGGAAGAAGUGAUGGCUUUUGCAAGGACUUUUCCCAUGCCAGGAUUUCAGGAUAGAUAA